AUGUUGAGGAACAGAAGACUAUACAGCGUGAUUCCUUACGAGAUCCACAGCUACUCGACAUAUGCCUCUGUAUAUGUCCCAAACAAUAUCAAAAGAAAUGACCCCAUGGACCCCAACUCAAGAUGGUCGACAUCAACCAAUGACCAUCUGCAGUACAUCGUCCUGAAGGUUCCUACGAGUCUUGUUGUUACCAUUACGUUUGGGAAGUACAAUAAGAUGCAUGUGUCCAAUGUCAAGAAGAUGAGGAUAAGCGUUUCCAGGGACGGUGUUGAGUACAGAGAAGUUUUGUGCGGAGGGUUGAAAAACGAUUCCGAGAUGGAAACUUUCAACCUCCUUGUGAAGGACGAGAUAUACUUUAUUGCCCAGUAUGUGAAGAUCGAGCCUCUUGCUGCAUGGGGAGUCAACUUCAGCUACUCUCUGUGGUUUGUCGAGCUUAGGGGGCUUGUGGACGUCGAGGAGUUUGUCCGCUACAACGAAAUGGUUGUCUUUGGAAGGUCGAUGAGAAACUGCUUGAGAUUUCUCCGCGACUGCGGAUUCAGAGACAUCUACGAGAUCCUCGAGAAAAGAAGCUCAGACAAAAUUGAGGAUGAGGUUGUGAGGCACAUACGGGAGCUGCUAGAGAGUCACAAAUACGAAGAGGUGGAGGAGGUGUUGGAUAAGCUAGAUCCGCGUGUCUUUCAGGGGUUUAUAGACAGCUCUCCAUACACGCUUGUAUGGACGGAGAUACCAAGGGCGGAGAUAUGGCCCUGCGAGAGAGGAGGACAUCAAAUGGUUGAGAUGGAUGGAUGCCUGUAUCUUUAUGGAGGAUGGAAUGGAAUAGAAGAGCUCGAGGAUUUCUGGAAGUACGGCGAUGGGGAAUGGAGCGAGAUCAAUAUAGGUACCAGGACGCCGGGGAAAAGAAGUUGCCACAGGAUGGUGUCUCACGAGUCGAAGCUGUACUUGAUGGGGAAGUACGUUCCUCUGUCUUCCCGCAAGGUCUUUUCUGGGAGGUCUGACAUCUGGGUGUUUGAUGGAAAUUGGAAUGUGAUGAAUAUGAACGACGAGGGGGGGCCUGGGAAUGUGUACGACCACCAGAUGGUUGUCAUUGGAGACAAGUUAUGUGUGUUUGGAGGAAGGUCUACAGAAAAGGAGGACACAUAUGGUGGGCUUUACAUGUUUUCCCUUGGUGGGGCAUUUCCAAAUUAUGGGAAAGAGGCCUUUUCGGUCCACCAUGGAGUGGAGGUUGAGAAGGGCGCAUCAAGACUAAGUGAGGAGUGUGAAGCCUGUGAAAACAACCCACUUGGAAGAAGUGGGCAGUCUUCAGGCUCCACUGUUGAGCUUGACCUGUUGUUUGGAGGCCAGAUUUUGCAUGAAGGUGGUGCAGAGGAGUCUAAUUCGAGGUAUGAGCCCUCGACAUCAUCGGCAAGCUUGUUUGCGAGCAGGUGGUUGAUGGUGAGGUCGGACACGAUGCAGCCUCCCUCUACCCCUUCUUUGAAGUCAAGGCUGGGGCACACGAUGCUGUUUGUUCCUCCGGAUUACAUUGAGGGCAGUUCCUACAACAACUGCCUUGUGAUUAUAGGUGGGCAGAGGAAUAAGAAUUGCAUCAGAGAGAUUGUAUUCUACAGCCUGGAUACAGACACUGUCUUCCAGAGUGUACCGUUUCCAAUAGACUCAGAUGGAAAAGUCAUCCAGCGGGGCGUUCUCCACUCGACAGAGAUUGUUGUUCUGUUCUGCUAUGGAAGGGAAAAGGAGGGGCGGUUUGAGAACAUCGAUGUAUACACCUACUCGCUCAUUAGAGAGAAAUGGGCAAAGGUGAUUGUAAAGCCGAGAGUCGAGGGAGGAGUGGAGAUCAAGCCUGCUCCCAGGUCUGCUCACCAGUUUGUUGAGAUGGACGGGCGAUUCUAUCUAUUUGGAGGGAAUGUUUCUGAGAGGACGGACCGGCGUGUAAACGACAUGUGGAUGUUCAAGCUUGAAAAGAAGACAACCCAGGAGAUCUGCCAUCUGUCGAAACUCCUGGUUAGAAAGCACAAGUAUCUUUAUCUUCUCGGAGUUGACGAGGAGAAGGCGGUUGAGUAUCUUAGAACCUCGAUCCUGAGCAUGGUUGUUGAUGACGACACAAGAGAGCUCUUCGAGGAAUUGUGCCAUGAGGUGUAUAGAAGAAGGAUCUUUGUUGACCCUGUCGAGGACAUCUGUAGACUGCUGACAACAACAAAGGAACAUUAA
This is a messenger RNA of Encephalitozoon cuniculi GB-M1, 2202 nucleotides long. RefSeq lists its product as uncharacterized. Gene Ontology annotation, cellular component: cytoplasm. The coding region runs from base 1 to 2202 and encodes 733 amino acids. Gene Ontology annotation, molecular function: protein binding. NCBI's taxonomy places the organism in Eukaryota, Fungi, Microsporidia, Unikaryonidae. The transcript has a single exon. The record is from RefSeq and is marked provisional.